Molecule: messenger RNA, 2634 nt
Organism: Caenorhabditis briggsae
Lineage: Eukaryota; Metazoa; Nematoda; Chromadorea; Rhabditida; Rhabditidae
Biological process (GO): negative regulation of protein sumoylation
Molecular function (GO): calcium ion binding
Source: RefSeq, a predicted model, not a curated record
AUGGAAUCUUCAGAAUUCAUCGAAAGAAAUAUUUCACGUAUCCCACAGAUUUCAGUAACUGAAGAGAAACCGGUUGAAGCUGCUCCAGUCGAAGAAGAACCAGUCGAGGCUGCUCCAGUUGAAGCUGCUCCAGUGGAAGAGAAACCAGUCGAGGCUGCUCAGGUUGAAGCUGCUCCAGUCGAAGAGAAACCAGUCGAGGUUGCUCCAGUUGAAGAGAAACCAGUCGACGCUGCUCAGGUUGAAGCUGCUCCAGUGGAAGAGAAACCAGUUGAAGCUGCUCCAGUGGAAGAGAAACCAGUCGAGGCUGCUCAGGUUGAAGCUGCUCCAGUCGAAGCGAAACCAGUCGAGGUUGCUCCAGUUGAAGAGAAACCAGUCGACGCUGCUCAGGUUGAAGCUGCUCCAGUCGAAGAGAAACCAGUUGAAGCUGCUCCAGUGGAAGAGAAACCAGUCGAGGCUGCUCAGGUUGAAGCUGCUCCAGUCGAAGAGAAACCAGUUGAAGCUGCUCCAGUGGAAGAGAAACCAGUCGAGGCUGCUCCAGUUGAAGCUGCUCCAGUCGAAGAGAAACCAGUCGAGGUUGCUCCAGUUGAAGCUGCUCCAGUGGAAGAGAAACCAGUCGAGGCUGCUCCAGUUGAAGAGAAACCAGUUGAAGCUGCUCCAGUUAAAGAGAAACCAGUCGAAGCUGCUCCAGUUGAAGCUGCUCCUGUUGAAGAGAAACCAGUCCACGCUGCUCCAGUUGAAGCUGCUCCAGUUAAAGAGAAACCAGUCGAAGCUGCUCCAGUUGAAGCUGCUCCUGUUGAAGAGAAACCAGUCGACGCUGCUCCAGUUGAAGCUGCUCCAGUCGAAGAGAAACCAGUUGAAGCUGCUCCAGUGGAAGAGAAACCAGUCGAGGCUGCUCAGGUUGAAGCUGCUCCAGUCGAAGAGAAACCAGUUGAAGCUGCUCCAGUGGAAGAGAAACCAGUCGAGGCUGCUCCAGUUGAAGCUGCUCCAGUUAAAGAGAAACCAGUCGAAGCUGCUCCAGUUGAAGCUGCUCCUGUUGAAGAGAAACCAGUCGACGCUGCUCCAGUUGAAGCUGCUCCAGUCGAGGCUGCUCAGGUUGAAGCUGCUCCAGUCGAAGAGAAACCAGUUGAAGCUGCUCCAGUGGAAGAGAAACCAGUCGACGCUGCUCAGGUUGAAGCUGCUCCAGUUAAAGAGAAACCAGUCGAAGCUGCUCCAGUUGAAGCUGCUCCUGUUAAAGAGAAACCAGUCGAAGCUGCUCCUGUUGAAGAGAAACCAGUCGACGCUGCUCCAGUUGAAGCUGCUCCAGUCGAAGAGAAACCAGUCGACGCUGCUCCACUCGUAUUCUCGAAGGCUGAAAUUUUCUGCGGAUUGGAACUAGAUUUGUUGAUGGAAUCUUCAGAAUUCAUCGAAGGAAAUAUUUCACGUAUCCCACAGAUUUCAGUAACUGAAGAGAAACCGGUUGAAGCUGCUCCAGUCGAAGAGGAACCAGUCGAGGCUGCUCCAGUCGAACAGAAACCAGUUGAAGCUGCUCCAGUUGAAGAGAAACCAGUCGAGGCUGCUCCAGUUGAAGCUGCUAAAGUCGAAGAGAAAUCAGUCGAGGCUGUUCCAGUUGAAGCUGCUCUAAAACCAGUCGACGCUGCUCCAGUUGAAGAGAAACCAGUUGAAGCUGCUAAAGUUGAAGCUGCUCCAGUGGAAGAGAAACCAGUCGAGGCUGCUCCAGUUGAAGCUGCUCCAGUGGAAGAGAAACCAGUCGAGGCUGCUCCAGUUGAAGCUGCUCCAGUUGAAGAGAAACCAGUUGAAGCUGCUCCAGUUGAAGCUGCUCCAGUCGAAGCUGCUCCAGUCGAAGAGAAACCAGUCGAGGCUGCUCCAUUUGAAGCUGCUCCAGUGGAAGAGAAACCAGUCGAAGCUGCUCCAGUUGAAGCUGCUCCAGUUGAAGAGACACCAGUCGAAGCUGCUCCAGUUGAAGCUGCUCCAGUCGAAGCUGCUCCAGUCGAAGAGAAACCAGUCGACGCUGCUCCAGUCGAAGAGAAACCAGUUGAAGCUGCUCCAGUGGAAGAGAAACCAGUCGAGGCUGCUCCAGUUGAAGCUGCUCCAGUUAAAGAGAAACCAGUCGAAGCUGCUCCAGUUGAAGCUGCUCCUGUUGAAGAGAAACCAGUCGACGCUGCUCCAGUUGAAGCUGCUCCUGUUGAAGAGAAACCAGUCGACGCUGCUCCAGUUGAAGCUGCUCCAGUCGAGGCUGCUCAGGUUGAAGCUGCUCCAGUCGAAGAGAAACCAGUUGAAGCUGCUCCAGUGGAAGAGAAACCAGUCGACGCUGCUCAGGUUGAAGCUGCUCCAGUUAAAGAGAAACCAGUCGAAGCUGCUCCAGUUGAAGCUGCUCCUGUUAAAGAGAAACCAGUCGAAGCUGCUCCUGUUGAAGAGAAACCAGUCGACGCUGCUCCAGUUGAAGCUGCUCCAGUCGAAGAGAAACCAGUCGACGCUGCUCCAGUAGACGCUGCUCCAGUCGAAGAGAAACCAGAAGAAAGAAGAGAACUGAUUCUGAAAUCAAAAAAAUCGAAAAACCUCUUCUCACUGAUGUCGAAGUGGAGCUCGUAUUCUCGAAGGCUGAAACUUUCUGCGGAUUGGAACUCGAUUUGUUGA